This is a messenger RNA of Mytilus trossulus (common blue mussel), 1462 nucleotides long. Its product is annotated as bifunctional 3'-5' exonuclease/ATP-dependent helicase WRN-like. Bases 110 to 1462 code for a protein of 450 amino acids. Gene Ontology annotation, molecular function: 3'-5' exonuclease activity; nucleic acid binding. Lineage: Eukaryota; Metazoa; Mollusca; Bivalvia; Mytilida; Mytilidae. The record is from RefSeq and is a predicted model, not a curated record. Gene Ontology annotation, biological process: nucleobase-containing compound metabolic process. The transcript is spliced from 4 exons.
AACACUUUCAUUUAAAGUUAAAAUUUUACAUUGAACAAUUUUUUCGUCUGCAGGAAAAACUUUUACCAGUAAAUAGCAGCCAAAAUUAUACUGAAUCUCUGACUGAAGAAUGUCUAAGAAAAGACAUCUACCUGAUUGGAUGGUCUUAUGCAAGAGUAGGAAAAUGGAGGAAAUGCAAGAAGAAGUGAAUCAGAAAAAUGAUGAAAAAGUGCAGAAAAGGAAGGAAGAUAUUAUAAAACAGAAAAACGCAAAGUUUGAUAAAGCAUUACAAUCUGCAAAACAAAAAUUCAAAGAGGAAAAGAAAGAAGCAGCUUCACAAGUAUUUGAACAGAUUAUGAAUGAACAGACAAAAGAAAUAAAAUUUGAAGGAAAACUAAUAUAUUCUUCCCAUACAAAUGAUUGUAACAUGUUGUGUGAAGACAUUGAAAUGGCCCUGUGUGAUUCGACGGAGGCUUUUGUUGGAUUUGAUAUGGAAUGGCCAGUGUCCUAUAAAGUAGGAAAAGAAGAUAAAACAGCUCUGAUACAGAUAUGUACAGCCCCAGAUACUUGUUAUUUGUUUCAUAUAUCAUGCAUGGGUAGCAUACCUUCAAAUCUAAAAAGUUUGCUAUUAAAUAAACAUAUUAAAAAAGUGGGCGUGAACAUUGAAUCGGAUAUUUGGAAACUUGAACGAGAUUAUGACAUACAUGUUAUAGAUAUCAUAAAAAAUAGCAUGGAUGACAUUGGAGUGUUAGCUAAUAAAAUAUUAGGCUGUAAUGAACAUUGGAGCUUAGAGGGUUUGGUCAAACAUCUUUUUAAUCACAAAAUAAACAAGGAUCCUAUUUUGAGAAAAGGUGAUUGGUCAAAAUACCCUUUGUCAGAGGAACAAAAACUGUAUGCAGCAACUGAUGCUUAUGUUUCUUAUAAAGUAUAUGAAAAGUUGGUGAACAAGCAAUCAAGUGAUUUGGAAAACAUUAUUAUUGGUCUAAGAAGAGCCAUCAUCUAUUUAUGUAACCAGAAAAAUAGAGUUAUUGUAGGAGCAGCUAGUAAUGAAAAAGAAGAAGACAAGUUGAAGGGUGUGGUGAUAGUAAUGGACCAAGACGGGAAUCAUGAGAAGGUGUACGGUGAGGACCAGACAAAAGAUAUUUCGUUUACCUUACCGUGGAAAGUAACUGCAACUAACAAUGCUAAUAUUUUUGUGAUUGAUAACAGUGGUCAUGAAGUUGAAGGGAGAGUUGUAGUACUGGGACAGGAAGACAUAAUUAAUACAGCCAUCAACUCUGAAGAUAAACAUUUUGCACCAAGUUAUUUUACAACAACUCCUGCUGACAAUGUUGUAGUUUUUGACUCUGAAAACUGUUUUCUUCAUGUUUUAAAUUCCUCAGGAAACCUGAUUACAUAUAUCAGCACUAAAGACAAAGAAAUAAAAGCCAAACUUUAUAAAUUGAACUUGGUUGAUUGUAAAUACCGAAAAACUUACUACUAA